Messenger RNA from Strongylus vulgaris, 504 nucleotides. NCBI's taxonomy places the organism in Eukaryota, Metazoa, Nematoda, Chromadorea, Rhabditida, Strongylidae. The record is from the annotation of a GenBank genome assembly.
GUUACUGCUUGGUUCCAAGAUUCUCAUAAGGGUCUUUUCAAAAAUGAUUUAGACAAAGCUGGUGCUGAUCUAGCCUGGAGUGUAGCUGUUUCAAUUUUCGCUGUUGGAGGAAUGUUCGGUGGCCUAAUAUCCGGAUGGUUAGCUGAUAAAGUUGGUCGUCGUGGUGCCCUGCUCUACAAUAACCUUUUUGCCUUCAUUGCCGCAGCUUUGAUGGGUUUAGCCAAGCCUUUAGGCGUAUAUCCCAUGAUAAUCCUUGGCAGGCUGUUUAUUGGAUUUUAUUGUGGACUAACAUGUAUCGUGCCUAUGUAUCUUGCUGAAACUUCACCAAUGAAUCUCCGAGGAAUGCUGGGAUCACUCCAUCAAUUUAUUGUGACCAUCGCUAUCCUGGUCUCUCAGGUCAGUCAUUCGGGAACUUUUGCGUUCUACUCCAGAAGAGAAUUCACUUUUGUAAGAACUGUACGAAGACGAGGUUAUUUGGGGCUUAAACAUGAGGAUUUUAUGUAA